UGAACGUUGUGACGGCGCGUCGCAACGGCAACGAGCGUCGGGAUGCUUUUCACACGGUGGGCGUACCGAAUACAAUAUUUUUGACAAUAUAAUUUUCUGUCUCUAUCGCUCUCAUAUAAUCGUGUUAUUUUCGUCGCCGUUCUGAGGCUGCUUAGUGCCAAAAUUUGGUUUUUGUUCCGAUUUUUUCAAAACUUAAGCUGUUUGCGAAUUUUUCCAGACGUUUUAUGAACUUUUAUCAAUAGUAGGAGCUGUUGUUUAUGAGCCAGGAUGCCACAAGGUCCUAAGCCUAGUCCUUUGAUGAAGCCCUUCGUGGUUUUAGCACUUCCUGGAAUGUACUUGUUUUACAAGUACAAUCAAUAUAAAAGAAAACGGAAGGAAAAUGCCACUAGACGUCUUGCCGAGCGCGAGUUACUUCAUUUAAACAAUAAAAUCGAAAAGCUACUCAGCAAACUGGAUGAAACAGAACCGGAACUGGCGACGUGUCAAGAAGAAGAGUGUGUAAUAUGCAUAAACGCCAAAGCGACAAUGCAAACAUCUCCUUGUGGACAUCAAGUUGUCUGCAGAAAAUGCUUCGUGAAAACGAUCCAAAUAGCCGUUUCCCAGAGACUUCUUCCUUUGAGAUGCGUCAUAUGCAGAGCGAAAAUUCUUAGGCUCAAGACUGGACCUAUUCUUCCAACAUCGGCGAGUGGUUAUUCGAUGACAUCUAGAGCAUCAUCAGUACCACAAUCAGAUAGUUUGUACAGCGUUAGUAGUGGAGGAUCAUCCAUAUCUUCCACGUCAAGUUCUUCCAAUGGUAGCAAAGGAGAAGUUCCAUGCUGCGGAGGCAGAUGUUUGGGAGCUUAUCCUCGUCAACCAGUUACUGGAGCGAUUAAACGUUCCCAGCAACACGCGAUGAAAAUCAGAAUACAAGAUUACUGCAGGCCUGAAAAAACACACGUGAAUCGAUUACCGCCAAUUAGGGAGCUACCAGGACAAAGCCCUCUGCAUAAUGUACCACCAGCUUCUACCAGAAUUAGGUGCGCCCAGAAGAUUGUCACCCAGCUAGAGCUGCCUUUGAUGAAGAAAGGUUACAAAUACGAGAAACUACCCCAAGAAGAGGAAGAAGAAGAAAUUGUAGUUAAUACGAAACCGAUAGAAAAAGAUAGAAGAUGGUGGCGUGAUAGAACAAAAAGCGAGGAAAGGAUCGACAACAAAAAAAAUGAAAUAGUUGAAAAACAGAUGGAAAUGAAGGAAAAGAAGAUUAAAGGAGAUAAAACUAACGAUAAAAAAACGAAUGAAGAUAAAUUCUAAAUGGGAUAUUAUGAUAUUUUCGAGAAGUUUUAAAAUAUUAGAGUUAAAAAAAAAUUAUAUCAAAUUCAUCCUGUUAUUGUCAAUUAGAUUUUUAACAGUCAAUAAUUAAUAAAUAACAAGUUUUAAAAACAAAUAUUUUUCAAUAUUUUGAAUCGUAUUCUAAUAAAGAAAGAAGAAGAAGUUGGUUAUUAAGAACCCAAGCAGCACAGUGUCGUUACUAUGACGUCAAUUAUAGGCCAUUGGCGACCAAUGGGGACGUCUAAAAAGACGUCUAAAAUGACGUGAUUAUGACGGGUUAAUGUCACAUCCUACAGACGUCAACUAAUGACGUACCUAGUCCGGCUGGUGAGACGUCAAAAUGACGUACUUACUUUUGACAAAUGACGUAUAAGUAGGAUCAAAAAUAUAAAAAAAUGCGUUCAAAUUAAUACGUUUAUUACAAAAUCUUAAAAAACUACAUACUAUUACACUUAUAGAACAUAAAAGUUGAAAUAAGGAAUUACUAAUGAUGCAAUAAUGAAAAUGACAACCAUUCCUGCUUGAAAGGAAAAACAAUACAUUUCGAAAAAACUUUGUGGCAGUGCAAUAACUCGAUAUACUCUGAUAAAUUUUGUAUAAAUUCUUUUGAGUCGACAGGGUAUUUGUAAAAUGAACGGUAAUCCUGAAACCUCCUACCUAAUAUAAAAACUGCUCCAUUAUUAUCCACUACAUUUUCUAUUUUGAAAACCAGUCCUUCUAAGGUAAGACAAAAACAAUUUGCUUCUGAAUAUGAUGCAAUAGAAAAAAUAAAAUCUUUAUAAUGAAGCUUUUUAUACUGCUUGCAAGAGAAAUUUGGCGUUGGUCCUAAGAAAUGGGACAAUUCACAUUUACAGAAGUGUUCAUCAUCAGGUGAAGUAGAGUCAUGUUUUUCGUACACUGUCAUUUCAAUUUCUUUUAAGCGUCUAUUAAUCUGUUGUAACGGUUUAUUCGGAGACUGAACUAACGAUUUUAAAUGGUGGAGAUAAUGCAAGAGAUGAGUAACUACUGUACGUCGAACGUACCUUGAAGCUGCCCAGUUUGACAAUUUCGAAUGCAAAUCGCUAGGCGGCGGUUCAUUAGAAAAUAAAUCGUUAGGGGGCACGUUACUGGAAUAGGAAGUCAAAUGGUUGUAUAACGUCGCAUCAUUGAAGAGCAAAUUUUCAUUAGGCGAGUUUACAUUAAAAUCUAAAUCUCUUGAGGAACAGGUGUCAUUUUCACUUUCACACAUUGAACCAGCAAAAAAAACGGAAUUUGAUGAUUCAUUGGAAUCAUUAUUAACUAUUAAAGAUGUAUUAUAACAAUUCUGACUCACAGGUGCUAAAUUUGCUUCUGCCAUCCUUCUGUAGAGUUGUCUUUGACUAACAACACUUUUUUUCUUACGGGUUGCCAUGCUGCUGCUUUUUCAAUUUCUCUGGUGCAUGUUUCAACCACACCUUGAUGGUAUCUUCUAUUUCUUUCUGACUGACUAGAGGGGAGCUUUUUCUUACAGCACCUAAAAAUGUUGUUUCAGAUUAAUAAUAAGUAUGCACCUACAAGUGAAAACACUUACCAAUAAUCACAUCCUUUACGUUUAAGUUUUUAAAAGCCUUUUUCUCACCUCGUUUGCCACAAAAAUUCCAAUUAGUUGCAAGAGAAUAAAUGAACAAAAAAUUUAAAAUGCGGUUUGUAUGUCCAGUAAAAUCUCUCCCUCCAAAAGUCGAUAGAUAUGCCGACUGGAAUCACAUAAUUUAAAUUGUAAAAUACAUAUUAAGUGGUACAGAACACCCACCAAACCGCCAAACAACUUUUUGCUGCCGUCCGCCAUUACGCGCACACGCGUUCACACCAGCAGUCCAGCACGCAUGCGCCUGCACGUCUCGUAUCGUAUCGUGGCAUUUCGAUUAAAAUCGCGCCAAAAUUAAAUCUUGGUCGACAGCCUCGACAGGAAUCGAUGCUAAAAAUAAUUGUUUCCUACUAAUAAAAUAGUUAAAUAAUUGUUAAUUACAACAUUCUCACUUCAUCUUUAAAUUCAAAUUGCAUUUCCACUUAAAACGUCAGUUUAGUAUUUUCAUUGCUAAUUAAUGAAUUUAUAUUUAUAUCCAAAUUUUAGGUAAACAACAAUUUAAAAUGUACAAUUUUUUAUAAAGCACGUAUAGGGCUUAGUUUUUGUAAUAAACUUUCGUUCUAAUUUUUUUUAUAGUUGAUUAAAAAGCACUUAAAACGACCGAAAACAAACGUACGAAAGACGUCUCUAGACGACGUCAAAAUGACAUCUGAAAUGUCACGUCAUAUGGACGUCGCUUAUUGGUCUACGACGUCGCCGACUAAUAAUGUCCAAUAAUUGACGUCAUUAUAACGACACUGUGCUGCUUGGGAAGUUGUCAAAAUAUUAGAAAAUAUUUACAAAAUAAAGAAGAAACGAAAAUAAUGGGAAUAGGAAAAACUAUGAAUUUAUCGACUCGAUUCGGUUUAAAACAUUUUGGUUUCUAAUCUUCUGGUGUGUCCUGAUUAUUCCAUAACGAGCAGGAUCCUGAUGAUAAAAUUUGAUUCUUUAUUCUAUUAAAUUAGUUUUCACCUUACAAUUUCGGAAAAUAUAAUAAUAUAGGUACUGCAAAAGUUAUUAGAAUCAAACAAGCUCUAGACAACAAAAAAAUAACAAUGGAAACAACGUUCAUACUAAAAAUCACGUGUUAGAAAGAUGCCUCGAGCAUAACAUUGAAAUAUAAAUGCUAUUCAUCGAUUUCAAACAAGCAUUCGACAGUAUAAAAACUGUUAGUACCACAAGAGUUAGUAGUACUUGUAAAAAUGACUAUGGAAUCUCGGGGCAACGGUGUUGAUAAAAAGACUAUAUGACCAAAAAAAAAUGGUGGAGGAUGUACGGAAAAAAUGUUUAGAAAUGAACCGAAAUUAUGAGAAUAUAAUAGAAAAACUCAUUGGAUAAACGAAGCAAGAAAUAACGAAUAUCGAAAACUUAUGAUCUAUGAAAUUAACAAUAUUGUGAACACAAUUAAAACAGAAAAAAUCACGUGGUAGACCCACAUUAAGAUCAUGGGAAAACGACAGGAAGAUCAAAAAUCAAAUGGAAAAUCAGAUACUACAAGGAAGAUCAAAAAGUAAAUGAAACAAUCAGAUUUGCAAACGAGUAACAGACCGAUGCAAGACAAAAAUAAAUGUAGAACAAUAAUUAGACAACGUUUAAAAUUCCCAAAUAUAGAUCUAAAUAUAUAAUAUCCACUGGUGACUGGUUAAUACAGCGACGAAUAUUGAAUUACAUCUCUUCCGAAGAAGAUGAUGUCCAUCGACAUUAUUAUCAAUAUCAUCAACAUUAAUGGCUCGUAUUUACAUACAUUUCUAUUCAACAAGAAGAAAAAUGUUUUAGAAUUAACGUCAAUUAUUCAAAAUGUCAUUUCGAUUAUACUAAAUCCAAGAAAUUGGAUCAGUUUCCGAAAGACGAAGAACUGGAAGACCCGGACCAACAAGAUGUAUUUGCGUAUUGAUUUGCUUUAUUAGAAAAAUAAUUCGUAACGCUAAAUUAUGAUUCAAAACAAUACCAUUAACACCUGUGCAUAGGUGACAAAAAUUAGCUCGGAAACAUGGACCCUUAGCUCAUUUUGAUUGGUUAUAAAAAAAGGUUUUCAAAGGAUCUUCAUCUACCAAUAUCGCCUGAUUGAACUCUUAUAAAGCAAGCUUGGGAUUAGUUACAAAAAGUUCUUGACGACCAAAAAUCAUACAAGAUAGAAGAUUUAUUGGAUCAAUUUGUUGAAAACGUGCCAAGAAGAUAUCCUUCAAUGGUAUCUACAAAUAGGGAUCGUGCAGAAUUAUUCUCUACAAACCAACGAAUUCCGGGUAUAUCAAAUGUGCCGCGCCUUCGCCGAAUUUUUCUACAAUCGUACGGGACCGGCUCCAGACCUCAUAGGAGUAGGAGAUGAACAUAAAUUUAAUAAAUUAGCUUCAUACGGAGAUUUUCUUUUUGAUUGUUUAUAUGACUACGUUCAUAUUGAGCGAAAAAGGUUAUAUUUUACUAAAAUAAAACACUCUAAUUGAUGCUAAACGAUGGAGAGAAACAGCAAACGUUUAUUUAUUAUAAAAAAACUAUUAAUUUGUAUUGUUUCCAGUGUAUUUUCACUGCAAUCUGUUACUUUAUUUUUACGUGGAUCAAAACAAAAAAGGCGACGGCUACACUGGUUUGUCUGCAGACAUUUUCGGUAUUCUUUUUUUGAAAAUAAUAAAUAGUAAACGUUUGCCAAUUGAAACGAGUCAAAUCUCGUAUUAUUUCGACUUUCUUCGUAUCCUUAAAACGAAAAUAUUCAAGCGGGUAAAUAUUUAAUUAUUCAAAUCACUCAAUUUUCGUAUUCUCAUUAUUUUUAUAAAUACGAAAUUUUAAAAAGUAUAAUAAUAAAGUGAAUAGAUGUUAUCGUCCCGAUCCAUACGAUCACUCUGUGUAUAAACAAUUAGCUAGUCUGUUAGAAUAUAGGCAAACAUAUCCGAAAAUCAAAAUGCGAAAUACAAUAAAUGUUUUUAACGUAAAAAAUGUGGUUUAGUACAAAUAUCCAACUUUGUUUUUAUACAUAGUGAAAAUGAAAGUUUUCAACGUUGGCAAUAAUAUUUAGAAUAAAAAAAAAUAAUUAGAGCGUAUUUUAUUUAAUAGAUUCAUAGUUCGGUAGAAAUAUUUGUUACUCAUAUAGAAAUCCGAUAAAUUUGAUCAAUGAAUUAUGAAAAUAUCAUAUUGCUUGAAGUUAAUACAUUAAUUUACCUAAUUUUAAUUAUAUAACGCAUAUCAUUACUAUAAAUAUUCUUUAAAAUAUAUUUUUUUUUUAAUUUGAGCUAAGAUAAAAUUGAUAUUACGAACUAACACGACGAUAAAAUUGGAGAGACAAACAUAGUCCAGUGAACAACGGUAAAAAUAUGGUAUCACCUCAGAAUUUCAUCGAGACGCAUGAAAUUUUGGAAUUAACUUCUAUUAACCCUUCACCACAAAAUCUAACCUAUGCAAAUAAGUGCAAAUUAUUAUAUGAGGUGAAAACUACCCCUUAUUAUCAAAAAAUAAAAGUUAAAGCAUUUAGAAAGUUAAAAAGAAUAUAUUUAUAGGAUUAAAAUAAAGAUAGCAUGUUGUUUUAGGAUACUAUUUGUGUUUUCAACCCUUAAUCAAUGUAUUUCAACCCGUAUUAUAUCCUUAUAAACGUAAAAAGUCUCCUUUCACAAAAUCAGAUGUUGCCAGUACCAUAUAUGCCUUAUUUAUAAUCUGUUUGUUAAAUUUUGAGCUAGGAAAGCGAUUUUGUAGGAAAAUACAUAAUCUGUUAGGAUAAAAGGGUUUGAAAUACAUUGAAUCCUUUAUUUUUAAAAGGGAAACGUUCAAAGGACUCCAAAACGGUAUCAGUCACACGCUACUAACAACUUUGAAAGGUUAUAUCUCGGUUAAUUCUUAACCUACCAUUUAAACUUUUCGUUAAAUUAAAUUUCCAAAAUAACCUUCAAGUUCAAACGAAUCAAUGACUUCUUUGAGAUUUUGCCAAUUCUCUUAAUUUUAUCAAUGUGUACAAUAUUACUUUGAAUGUAUAUACCUCAAAUUGUAAAUGCAAUAAAGUUUUAACCAAA
Diorhabda carinulata is the source of this 6882-nucleotide messenger RNA. RefSeq lists its product as uncharacterized. The transcript is spliced from 7 exons. The record is from RefSeq and is a predicted model, not a curated record. NCBI's taxonomy places the organism in Eukaryota, Metazoa, Arthropoda, Insecta, Coleoptera, Chrysomelidae. The coding region runs from base 268 to 1290 and encodes 340 amino acids.